CUGAUGUGCGUGAAAAAUGUUGUGGCUCACCAAAAAUCUUUUAUAUAUUAGCCUUCGUGCCAUCUCCGAAUUAAAGCUACGAUACAACUCACUUCCAAUUCCCACCUUUUUAUUCUUUCAAACUUUGUAAAUAUUUCGUUCUUUGUUAUGCAAAAUCAUGAUGGAAAACAAGGUGCUCUCCCUCCUCCAACCUCUAGAAGCUAAACCCCUCUCAAUCCUAUGCAUAAUCCCUCUACUAUUCCUCUUCAUUUUAUCAAGAUUACUGCGAAAACGGUAUCCACCCGGGCCGAAGGGAUGGCCCGUGAUAGGCAACAUGGGCAUGAUGGGCCAACUGACUCACCGCGGCCUGGCCGAGCUGGCCAAGCAAUACGGCGGCAUCGUCCACCUCCGAAUGGGCUUCCUCCACAUGUUCGCCAUCUCCGGCCCGGGCCCGGCCCGAGAGGUGCUCCAGCUCCACGACAACAUCUUCUCCGACCGGCCCGCGAACCACGCCAUCACUUACCUCACCUACGACCGGGCUGACAUGGCCUUCGCCAAUUACGGGCCCUUCUGGCGCCAGAUGCGCAAGCUCUGCGUCGUGAAGCUCUUCAGCCGCAAACGGGCCGAGUCAUGGGACUCGGCCCGGGACGAGGUCGACCACAUGGUACGGGCCCUCGGGCUUAGUGCGGGGGAGCCCGUUAACGUCGGCGAGCUCGUGUUCGGGCUCACAAGGAACAUCAUAUACCGGGCCGCCUUCGGGUCGAGCUCGCACGAGGGGCAGGAUGAGUUCAUAUCCAUUUUGCAGGAGUUCUCGAAGUUGUUUGGGGCUUUCAAUAUUGCUGAUUUUGUGCCUUGGUUGAAUUUCAUGGAUAUUCAGGGCCUUAAUGCUAGGCUUGCUAAGGCCCGGGAUUCGCUUGAUGGAUUCAUUGAUAAUAUAAUUGAUGAACAUAUACAAAAUAAGAAGAAAUUGAAUGAUGAAUCUGGGGAUACGGAUAUGGUGGAUGAAUUGCUGGCUUUUUAUAGUGAAGAAGACAAGAUUUCUGAGCCUGAGGAAUUGCAGAGCUCCAUCAAACUCACCAGGAAUAAUAUCAAAGCUAUAAUCAUGGACGUAAUGUUUGGUGGCACCGAAACCGUGGCAUCCGCCAUAGAAUGGGCCAUGGCAGAGCUAAUUAAAAGCCCAGAAGAUCUCCAAAAGGUCCAAGAAGAGCUCAAAAACACAGUGGGCCUGGGCCGAAAAGUCGAAGAGCCCGACUUCGAAAAGCUAACGUACCUCCGCUGCUGCCUGAAGGAGGUCCUCCGCCUCCACCCGCCGAUCCCGCUCCUCCUCCACGAGACAUCCGAAGACGCCACCGUCUCCGGCUACCACGUCCCGGCCCGAUCACGCGUCAUGAUCAAUGCGUGGGCCAUCGGGCGCAACCCGGCCGCGUGGGACCGCGCGGACGAGUUCGUCCCGUCACGGUUCCUCAAGGCCGGGGCGCCCGAUUUCAGAGGGAGCAACUUCGAGUUCAUCCCGUUCGGGUCGGGCCGGAGGUCUUGCCCCGGGAUGCAGCUCGGGCUCUACGCGCUCGAGAUGGCGGUGGCGCACCUGCUGCAUUGCUACACGUGGCAGCUGCCGGAUGGCAUGAAGCCGUCCGACUUGGAUAUGAGCGACGUGUUCGGGCUGACCGCACCGCGGGCGACCCGGCUGGUCGCGGUCCCGACCCUGCGCUUGCUCUGCCCGCUCUGAGCCUUUUUGUUAUAUGUGUUUGUUGUAUAUUGUUUCUUUUUUGCAUGUGUCAUUUGAGUUUAUGUGUGUGUAUAUGAAUUGCAAAUUUUUUUCUUAUUGUGAUUUUAGAUGAUAACAAGCAAUAGUUUAUGUGGAAAUGAAAUGGAUAUAGAAAUCGAUUUACGAUUUGUGUUGA
Molecule: messenger RNA, 1880 nt
Organism: Salvia splendens (bonfire salvia)
Lineage: Eukaryota; Viridiplantae; Streptophyta; Magnoliopsida; Lamiales; Lamiaceae
Product: cytochrome P450 84A1
Exons: 2
Coding region: 158-1705 (515 amino acids)
Molecular function (GO): monooxygenase activity; oxidoreductase activity, acting on paired donors, with incorporation or reduction of molecular oxygen; heme binding
Source: RefSeq, a predicted model, not a curated record